Molecule: messenger RNA, 1119 nt
Organism: Caenorhabditis briggsae
Lineage: Eukaryota; Metazoa; Nematoda; Chromadorea; Rhabditida; Rhabditidae
Exons: 3
Coding region: 1-1119 (372 amino acids)
Biological process (GO): lipid metabolic process
Source: RefSeq, a predicted model, not a curated record
AUGAGGAAUCGGGAGGUUCUGGCUCUGGUCGCCUUUAGUCUUCUCACGAUGACUGAAGCUGGCAAUGUAUUAGUAUGCAAGGACAUCAAAGAUUGCAAUACCUGCGCCGAAAGCUAUAUUCAUAUCCUUGGAUUUAAAGAAGACUGUAGAUGGUGUCUAGAAACUCAAUCGUGCGGAGGACCUAUUUCCUGUCCAAUUGGAAAACCAGUUAUCCAAAAGGAUCCUUUUAAAUGUCCAACUCCAUACAAACCAAGUGCUGGAAAGCGGUACACAGAUGCUCUCGGAAGAUCUCUUUUCGCGAUUUCCACUGCAGUUCGUGACAGUAAUGUUACCGCGUGCCUUAGAAAUGUUCGUCCCGAUAUCUCAUUUUCUCGAUCAUAUGAGGUAGAAUGCGAUGGAUCUGGUAAUUUGUGCAAAGGAAUAAUUGCAAAAAGUGAAGAAGCCAAGGCUCUUUAUGUUGCUUACAAGGGAAGCACUGCUGGAAAGCAAGUGUUCGCUGAGAUGCUCCAUGGACUGACCGCCCAACUUGGAGCGUGGGAGAAGUUUGAAUCUCAAGACGCUGGAGUUAUCAACUAUUUCCAUACUGCCUUCUACCGUCUGUUCAUCGACAGUGGAAUGGAAGAUGAUCUAAUGGACCUGAUGAAGAAGCAUAAAAACUACAGAAUCUGGUUGACUGGUCAUUCCCUUGGAGGAUCUCUCGCUUCUAUGACUGCCUUGCACUUGGUCAAAAAGAAGGGAGUGGACAAAAACCGUGUUAGACUCAUCACGUUCGGAGAGCCACGAACUGGAAACAUCGCCUAUGCCAAGGAAGUCGAAGAGAAUGUACCAUUUCGUUAUCGAGUUAUCAAGCGAGGAGACCCAGUUCCAAAUAUGCCAGCCCCGCUCAACCCAGCAGUUCUAACCGCCGCUCAAUAUAAUCGACAAGCUAUGCAUUAUAGAUAUUUGGUGCAUUACGAUAACAAUAUGGGAAAGGGUGAUGGAUUCAAUGUAUGCUCCGUGGCCGAUGAUUUAGGAUGCCGGAACACAGCUUUGAGCAAUUUGGCAGAUCACACUAGUUACUUCCAAAUAGAUCAGGACGAUUUCGUAAGGAAUCAUUGCCCAAGGCAUGAGCUCAUUUGA